This is a messenger RNA of Penicillium longicatenatum, 2859 nucleotides long. RefSeq lists its product as uncharacterized. The transcript has a single exon. NCBI's taxonomy places the organism in Eukaryota, Fungi, Ascomycota, Eurotiomycetes, Eurotiales, Aspergillaceae. The coding region runs from base 1 to 2859 and encodes 952 amino acids. The record is from RefSeq and is a predicted model, not a curated record.
AUGGAUGAAGUUCAUGCCACCGCGAAAUGGGCAAACCGUGUACUACGCCCUUUGACCUCUAUCUACCGUCGGCUCGAGAAGCACCAAGAAACACUAGCAAUAAUUGCGGCCGAGUCAAGGGCACAGGAGCAUGACAAAGAAAUCCAGAGCCAAUAUUCGGAGGAAUUUACAAGUACUCGAGAAAACUACUGCGAGUCUGACGCCGACGAGGACGAUCCUGGAUGGAUUCCCGGGAAAAAGCCGGAUCAACGCCGUGUCAAGUACAAAUAUUCUACGCGUGGGGGAAAUAAGACAGGGCGCAGGCGCACAAGAUUCACGGCUCAGAGCCCAGAAGCCACGCGGACCCUACCUGGUGCUAUUGAUUUAGCAACACCGUUGAUCACGGGCAGAAGAUGGGAGUUGCCUUCAAGUGUUCGGUCACAGCUUUCUGUGAAACAACAUCAGAUGACCCAGUCCCGCCGCGGAGACGUGCAAGCGCUUCGUGGUCGGCACUCUUUGCAGAAGGAUCCAUGGCAAGAAGUCCUCAGCCAGUGUGGAGAUGCUGGAUUUACUGACAUCGUACGCAACCUGGACCAUGUGCUUCAAAUGUUCUUUCGCAAAACUCGGGUUAUCAACUAUUGCCCCAGCUCUCAGGUAAACGAACCGGAACAGGGUGCACGAUCUCUUACUUCCAUGACCAUCUCGUGCCCUGCUGUUAAGUUGAAUGAGCCAAAGCAGAAUGCACGAUCUCAGUCUUCUAUCAUCAUCCCGCGCCCAGCUGUUAUGUUAAGCGAACCGGAACGAGGUGCACGGUCUCUUCUAUCUAUGGUCACCCGGCGCUUACCAGAUUACAUCGCAAUUGAACAGGAAGCGCAGGAUGAGAGGGACGAUGAAGAAGAUGAGGAUAUGUGUGACGUGUACUUCACUGAGCUAGAGUCAUUCUAUGCACCCCAUGGUAAGGGAUGGAAACCAUUGCGCGAGGCAGUCCGUGCUCAAGGCAUUCGUCUGGUCUCUGAAAUGAUACGUAACCAGUGGCUGACGGAUCCGAUUACCUAUGCAUUACUUGAUAAACUUCGAUGCUACGAGCAAGAUGCUGUCGAAUCACUGCUCUCAGCAUUUCUGUCAACUUGCACAACUGGCACACUUCCUGUGACUCUUAGGCCCGUUGCCAAAGACUCUCCUACGAUUUCUGUUCGGUUAUUGUAUAAGUAUGUUCACAAAGGCCCAUAUCGUCCGUCUUACGUUUACGAUGAACUUUCUAAACUUGUUGCCCGAGGUGGGUUACCUCCAGAAUGGAUAGCAACCCCACCAUGGACAGGCUGCAUGACCCAGGCAACGGUAUCAUUCUCAAAGGACGAUUGUUACUCUGCCGUUUCCGCACGGUUAAUUGAAGCUGUACUCCUUUCUGCUUGUGUCUUCAGAAAUGAAAAUUUCCAAAUCCGCCCGCAGCAGCGACCAACCAGCGACCACGUUGAUCGAUCGAGAGCAACACGGACUUCUAGAGUGCCAACAAGCAGUCCGGGCAUUAAUCGGAAAUGCCCUGUGCAUGUGGAAGAUGCUUUGAGCAACCAUGUUACGAGUCUCCUGGCCACGCUUUGUGGCAUGCACAUCUCACGAUCGCGCAAGCUUGAUGAUUUCAAAGAUACGAAUGGCACAAAGGCAGGCCACCUUAUCACUUCAGUUUGCUUUACAGUGAAGAACUAUAUGGAAACUGAACAGCUCUCCCAUAUUUGCAGACUGCCGUCUCAUCAAUUGUUGAGACGCGGUUGCAUCUUGCUGGCAGAUUGCCUGUUACAGUGCAACAAUGCAGUUUUAGCUGAUAAAACUGAGCCCUUUUUGAUCUCAACGGCAACCAUUGAAGAAUAUUCGAACGUGUUAGUGCCUCGCUCGAGUCUGAUUAAGGAGAUGGCAUUAUUUGUUCGACAGGCAUUCCGCUGUUUCAGCAGUUCGUCAAGCAAUGAGGAUACUGAUAUGAGGAGCGAAAUUCGACGCAUUGUCUCACGGCUUCCGUAUUUGACUAAAGCCCCGGGGCUAUCCAUGCUUCUCAGCCGUGUUGCUGUUGAGGCUGCCAUGGAAUUCGCAGAAGGAACUGGCGAUCCGGACGAUCAUCUGUGGGCCGUUGAGAUUCAGGAAACCACCGUUCCUCAUCAACCCCGAGCGUAUUCAAGCUCGGGGUCAGCUAGUGAAACAGAGGGUCCUGGACCAAGCAGAGGCCUCUUUCGCUGGGAAGAUGGUAUUGGCGAAUGGGUCGCUCGUACCCCGACAGUCAAAGUAAACGCAACAACGGCUGGAUCAAAGAGACGGGCUUCUGCGAUAUUCAAUACUACGCCAUGCAUUCGGGGCUCGACGGACAUCAGCUCCCCGCAGUCAGAGUGCUUUGAAAGCCUGAAUCCAGGCCUCACUUCUUCCCCAUCUUCAGUUGGGACAAAGCGGCAAAGCGACGCCCUAGAAUCCUCGCCCACCCGACCCUUCAAAAGACGACGUAGCUCCCCUCCGGUUGUGAUCAAUCAGACACUCCCCAGCGGAUCCGAAUCUCUGUCCGAUCGCUCUCCAUCAAGAUCCCCAUCCUUGGAACCACUUCCUUCUCGUCGCCGUGUUCUACGCGACAUGUCAACUCAUAUCAUUGCGAAUUCGACACGCUCUGUGCCACGCAGGCCUGCAUCCAAUCUCGAGGUAGUAAUCAUCAACAAAAAACAACCUCUGCCCGCUGCAAGGCCUGCAUCGGAGCACGUUGAGAAGCAAGUUCAUCGGUCGACUACGCGGGCAAGACCUGGACGGCCCUCACUCUCUCGUGCUCCCAGGCCGAUUAUUGUUCCUCGACGUCAAUCCGUCAUCCCUUGUCCACAGGAUGACAGCGACGAUGAGCUUAGCUUCAUCUAA